UCCAAUCAGCAGGGCAUGGCCAACCAAAGAAAGCUGGUCUGGGACUGCAGUACAUCCAUCCCCGGCUCUACAAAAGGCCAGGUGCUCCGGCCAGUAUCCCAGUCCUGGAAACUCUUGGCCCACGACGCUGAGGUCCCUGAACACACACUGGAUGCACCGAUGGACUCCACAACUGAAGCUCAGCUAUCAGGCAAUAGCCAAGAGGCUUCAAGAGACUCUUACCUUGAAGCAAUGGAAGAGCUUGAGGCAUUUUUCCAGGAACUCAAUGAUACAUAUGGGACAGAAACCUCAGCGGCACCAGAGGCAGAACUCUGUGCACCCCUGACUGCUCAUGAAGAGGACAACCAAAAGGAGCCCAUGCAGAACCAGAAACCCACAACUGAGGAUCUAGUUCAGUUAUCAGGCAACAGCAAAGAGGCUUCUAUGACGUCUUACUUUCCGACACUUGAGGACAUUGAGGAGUUUCUCCAGGAGGUCAAUGAGACAUAUAGAACAAGAAUCCUGGCUGCACCAGAGUCAGACCUCUGUGUACCUCUGACUGCCCAUGAUGACGUCAGCCAAAAGGAGUCCCUGCAGAAGCAGGUGACCUCCUUUGAUGAGAGAAACCCUGCAGCAGCAUCCCAGUUGAUGGAUGUCACUGACACUCUUAAGACAUUCAUCUCUGAUUGUCAAGCAACAGCCGUUAAUGCAAACAAGUUGACAGUCCCCAGUGAGAAGAGCCAGAUGAAGACCCUCAGUGAUGACCAGAGCCUCUAUGGAAGCCAGAUGGCCUUCAGUGGGGUCCAAACUACCUAUCUGGGUCAGAGGAAGAAACUCAGUGAUGAAGACACUCCCCAUCGAGUCUAUAUGAUGCCACUUUCCUCAGCAUCAUUGCUAUAUCCUAGAAUUCUGUAUGUUGCCAGUUCUCAUUUGAUCCAAGGACAACCUGUAGAAACGCAGAAGUGGAAUCCCAAGAUUCAGAGGUGUCCGUUGCAGAAGAGGCCUGACAUUUUGAGGCCCUACAUCUGCACCUAUAAGAACUGUGGGAAAGCGUAUGCCAAAUCUUCCCACCUGCGGAUCCAUGAGCGUGUGCACACAGGAGAGAAGCCCUAUAAAUGUAACGUGAAUGGAUGCAUGUGGGCAUUCUCCCGUUCAUCUGAGCUCAACAGACACAAGAAAAGGCACACAAGGGAGCGGCCCUACCUGUGUACUAUAUGCGACAAAGCCUUUGCCCGAUCUGAUCACUUAAAGCAGCAUCAGAAAGUCCACAGAUGAAUUUCUCCCAUGAUUACAAGCCCAGCAGCCUUUGAGGAAAGGACUUGAACUGAAAGAAUCUCCCUGCUAAGAUUUUGCUUGGCACCUAGCACUGUGCCAGCACAUAAUAGAUGCUUAAUAUUAGUUGUAAAUUUUAAGGUUUUCAUUAAUUUUUGUAUAAAUGUAAUGUAUAAAGAAUAUGUGUAUGCAUUUCAGUAGAAUCAGAAGCACUCUGCAUUGA
Bubalus bubalis (water buffalo) is the source of this 1474-nucleotide messenger RNA. Its product is annotated as Kruppel-like factor 18. The transcript has 5 exons. The coding region runs from base 16 to 1254 and encodes 412 amino acids. Gene Ontology annotation, biological process: regulation of transcription by RNA polymerase II. Lineage: Eukaryota; Metazoa; Chordata; Mammalia; Artiodactyla; Bovidae. The record is from RefSeq and is a predicted model, not a curated record. Gene Ontology annotation, molecular function: RNA polymerase II cis-regulatory region sequence-specific DNA binding; DNA-binding transcription factor activity, RNA polymerase II-specific.